UCCAAGGAACACAAGUCGCAGGCAGAAGGGGCACACAGAGGGAACUCUCACUAAAAUCAGGUCAGCUGGAGGUGGAUUGUGUCCGAGUGCCACCAUGCGUCAGGUGAUCUUCCUCCUCUUCGCCCUGCUUCCGCUGUCUCCCUCCCGUGGACAAGAUCCGUUCGCCUGGCUCUACAGCGGACGGCGCUCUCUGCAGGCGGACACCACAGGCGGCGAGUGUCCCCCCGAGUGUGACUGUCCUCCCACUUUCCCCAUCGCCAUGUACUGUGACGGGCGGGGCCUGACGGCAAUGCCCACCGUGCCCUCCCGGAUCAAAUACCUCUACCUCCAGCAUAACGCCAUCGCGGCUGUGUCCGACUCUGCUCUGGUCAACGCCACCGAGCUGAGGUGGCUCAUGUUGCACCACAACCUUCUCACGGCCAGCGCCAUCAGCCGGAAGGCCUUCGUGAAGUUGGAAGGACUGGAGCGUUUGUAUUUGCAACACAACAAUUUGACCCGCAUCCCUGAGAACCUCCCUCGUUCCUUGCGAGACCUGAGGAUGGACCAUAACAGCAUACAGCAGGUAACGCCUUCAGAUCUAGCCAGAAUGGAUAACCUCACCAUCCUGCAUCUGCAUGACAACGCUAUCUCAGACAUGGGUGCGUCACUACAGUCUCUGGCGUCCCUCACACUGUUGGACAUCAGCAACAACAAGUUGACUAAGGUCCCAGAGGGUCUCCCCGAGCAUCUCCACCAGCUCUACCUGGACGCCAACUCCAUCGCCUCUCUGUCCGAGGGCUUCUUGGGCGGUUUGACACGGCUGCAGUACCUGCGCUUGGCCCACAACCAGCUGACCAACACGGGCGUGCCCUCCGGCGCCUUUAACGUGACGGCGCUGGUGGAGCUGGACCUCAGCUUCAACAGGCUGGAGAGAAUCCCUCCAGUCAGCCUCGCCCUGCAGCAUCUCUACCUGCAGGCCAACCAGAUCAAAGAGUUCACACUGGGAAGUUUCUGCAGCCUCGUGGACGUCAACAACUUUUCCAGACUGGAAACUCUGCGCCUGGACGGCAACCAGAUCGCUCGCCAGGACAUCCCGUCCGAUUCGUCGCUUUGCCUGCGCCUGGCCUCCAGCAUCGACGUUUAAACGCACCGCACAGCCUCUUCAAAGGUGACGACUUGGUUUACGUCUGUUUCAUGUUUGAAGUGACCUCAACUGCAUCAUGGGUGAUCAAAUACUUGAUAAUAAAUAUGAGUACUAUGUAUAUACAUAGUCAGGUAUGUUGUACACUAUAUUGCCAAAAGUAUUUGGCCACCUGCCUUUACUCACAUAUGAACUUGAAGUGCCAUCCCAUGGAAUUGUCCAAAAUGUUUUGGUAUCCUGGAGCAUUCAAAGUAUAUUUUACUGGAACUAAGGGGCCAAGCCCAACUCCUGAAAAACAACCCCACACCAUAAUUCCUCCUUCACCAAAUUUCACACUCGGCACAAUGCAGUCCGAAAUGUAGCGUUCUCCUGGCAACCUCCAAAACCAGACUCAUCCAUCAGAUUGCCAGAUGGAAAAGCAUGACUCAUCACUCCAGAGAAGACGUCUCCACUGCUCUAGAGUCCAGUAGCGACGUGCUUUACACUACUGCAUCCCACGCGUUGCAUUAGACUUGGUGAUGUAUGGCUUAGAUGCAGCUGCUCGGCCAUAAAAAAAACAUUCCAUGAGGCUCUCUGCGUACUGUACGUGGGCUAAUUGGAAGGUCACAUGAAGUUUGGAGCUUUGUAGCAACUGACUGUGCAGAAAGUCUUUGCACUAUGCCGACCCCUCUGUCAGUUUACGUGGCCUACCACUUGGUGGCUGACUUGCUGUUGUUCCCGAACUCUUCACUUAUAAUAAAGUUGACUUUGGAAUAUUUAGGAGCAAGGAAAUUUCACGACUGGAUGAGAGCGGCCCAUUCUUUCACAAAUGUUUGUAGAAGCAGUCUCUAUGCCUAAGUGCUUGAUUUUAUACACCAGGCCUAGUAUAAAAUUUAACACCUGCUUCUCAUCACUUGGAUGGGUGGCCACAUACUUUUGGCAAUAUAUUGUAUGUGUUCUUUUAGUUCAGAUAGAGCAGGGGUUCUUAAGCUUUCUGACCUCAGGGCCCACCUCUUCCACUACACAUGGGCCCGGGACCCAUUCAAAUAUUAACAUUCUUGAUUUUAAUCAUAUUCAAUAAUUAUAUCUAACCUACUUACAGUUUAACAGGAUCAACCUCGUCAAAUGAUAUGAAAGCAUGUGUUCGUCAUCAAGGCUUAGGUCAGGCUGAUUUCCGAAAUAAAUACUAAUCAAAUAUUCAGCAAAAGGAGGGACUCGUAAAAACUGAUGAAAGAUCAAUUAACCUACAAUUAUGCAGUGCUAAAAUAUAAACAAUCUAAUUAAAUUAAUAAAUAAUAUAUAUGUUUUUUUAAAUAAACUGUCAAUAAAAUUAAAGUGCAAACAAAAAUACAGCUCCACCCACUUUAGUAAUUUUUUUGCGCUUAAGAAACGUUUCUAUGACUUUAGCUCCAGACUUCUUUUGUUUGUUUGAUGUUGUCAAUACUGCCACAAGUGGUGGAACAGUGUAAGUACGGAUCACAGCUGAGAAAAACAGAUAUUUUUUACGGCCCUCUAGGUGGCGUUCGCGGCCCAACAGCGGGCCCCGGCCCUAUGGUUAAGAAACGCUGAGAUAGAAGACGUACACUCGUUUUACUUUAAUUAAUCAUUAUUUUGGCUUUUUUUAUUACACUUUUCUUGCUCUUUUUCUCUGCAUACAUAUAUUUAAUCAAGUAGUCUUAAUAUUUGACUUCUGACUCGUGUGAAGUUAUGGAAUAAAUAUUCUAUGAUCUAUGUUCUUUAUUAUUUGGAGUUGCAGGCAACAAUCAUGACCGGUCACUACAGCUAAAUGACAACCCAACUUGUGUCUGUUUUGUCCUGUGCUUUUCUGUGUACUGCUUGACUGUCUGUCCAUAAUCAAUCAAUCAAUCAAUCAAUCAAUCAAUCAAUCAAUCAAUCAAUCAAUCAAUCAACGUUUAUUCAUACAGUGUCUCAAAGGGCAGUACAAGCUACAACGAUCCCACAUCAGGGCAAGAAAAAACUCAACCCACGCUAAGUGUUCAUUUUAUCUUUAACAAUGUGUGUUUUGCCUGCUACAUGUCUUAUAUGUGUACUUUUAGCCAUGGUAUUAUUUUUAGUACCAUAUUUUUUGGACUAUAAGGCGCACUUAAAAUUAUUAUUUUUUUCUCAAAACUCGACACUGCGCCUUAUAACCCGGUGCGCCUAAUGUACGGAAUAAUUUUGGUUGUGCUUACCGACCUCAAAGCCAUUUUACUUGGUACUUGGUUUAAUGUUAAGUGUGACUAGUAGAUGGCAGUCAAACACAAUAGAUACGUGUAGACUGCAAUAUGACUCAAGUAAACAACACCAACCUUUUAUAUGUUCCAUUGAAAAUAUAGAACAUUACACACGGCGCUAAAAAAUUUAUCAAAAUGUUUUAGUACGACUUUGGUAAGCUAUGAAGCCGACCACUUGAUGGAUUGUACUCUGCUUCAACAUAGGAGUAUUACUAUGGUGUGUGUAUAAGGUAAGACAUAUUACCUGGCGUUUUGUUUCGCAAUAUUACGCAAAAGCAACUUUUCUUACCUUCUGGUUGGUACCUGCUGAUCUGUAUUUGGGAUCUGCAUAAAUCCUGAAAAAUUGCGUAAUGUAAAGUUCUUACUUAUAUCUCUCAGUAAACUCGCCAUGAAAGCGCUAAAACAUACCGGUGUAGUGAGUUUACAAUAUUCACCCAAGGAACUUUAAUUAUUAGUAAGUUUCGGUCGGUUGGUUUUUCAGGAGGAACAGUGUGGUUUUCGUCCUGGUCGUGGAACUGUGGACCAGCUCUAUACUCUCGGCAGGGUCCUUGAGGGUGCAUGGGAGUUUGCCCAACCAGUCUACAUGUGCUUUGUGGACUUGGAGAAGGCAUUCGACUGUGUCCCUCGGGAAGUCCUGUGGGGAGUGCUCAAAGAGUAUGGGGUUUCGGACUGUCUGAUUGUGGCGGUCCGCUCCCUGUAUGAUCAGUGUCAGAGCUUGGUUCGCAUUGCCGGCAGUAAGUCGGACACGUUUCCGGUGAGGGUUGGACUCCGCCAAGGCUGCCCUUUGUCACCGAUUCUGUUCAUAACUUUUAUGGACAGAAUUUCUAGGCGCAGUCAAGGCGUUGAGGGGAUCCGGUUUGGUGGCUGCAGGAUUAGGUCUCUGCUUUUUGCAGAUGAUUUGGUCCUGAUGGCUUCAUCUGGCCAGGAUAUUCAGCUCUCAAUGGAUCGGUUCGCAGCUGAGUGUGAAGCGACUGGGAUGAGAAUCAGCACCUCCAAGUCCGAGUCCAUGGUUCUCGCCCGGGAAAGGGUGGAGUGCCAUCUCCGGGUUGGGGAGGAGCAAGUACCUCGGAGUCUUGUUCACGAGUGAGGGAAGAGUGGAUCGUGAGAUUCAGUAAUGCGGACGCUGUAUCGAUCCGUUGUGGUGAAGAAGGAGCUGAGCCGGAAGGCAAAGCUCUCAAUUUACCGGUCGAUCUACGUUCCCAUCCUCACCUAUGGUCAUGAGCUUUGGGUUAUGACCGAAAGGACAAGAUCACGGGUACAAGCGGCCGAAAUGAGUUUCCUCCGCCGGGUGGCGGGGCUCUCCCUUAGAGAUAGGGUGAGAAGCUCUGUCAUCCGGGGGGAGCUUAAAGUAAAGCCGCUGCUCCUCCACAUCGAGAGGAGCCAGAUGAGGUGGUUCAGGCAUCUGGUCAGGAUGCCACCCGAACGCCUCCCUAAGGAGGUGUUUAGGGCAUGUCCGACCGGUAGGAGGCCACGAGGAAGACCCAGGACACGUUGGGAAGACUGUCUCCCGGCUGGCCUGGGAACGCCUCGGGAUCCCCCGGGAGGAGCUGGACGAAGUGGCUGGGGAGAGGGAAGUCUGGGCUUCCCUGCUUAGGCUGCUGCCCCCGCGACCCGACCUCGGAUAAGCGGAAGAAGAUGGAUGGAUGGAUGGAUGGAUGGAUGUUUUUUCACGGGACACAUUUCAGGCCUUGUUGUUGUUUCCGGAUGAGGAGAUGCUGCACCGUUGUUGAAUUAAGUAAAGUCUGAAAGUCAUUAAAACAGUUAGCUCCAUCUUUUGACACUUCUUCCACUACUAUCCUUGCACGCUACACCCCUACAACAAAGAUGACGGGGAGAAGACGCUGUCGAAGGUGAGCCACGUAAAUAAGACGGCCCACAAAACGGCGCAUCCGGAAGCCACUGUCAAAAAGUGACUUGAAGAUGAUCUAUAAAACAUCAUCCAUGCAACAUUUUGACCAAAGAACCACCAUUACAUGUUUUGUAGACCACAAGGAAGUAUUUUACAUUUAGAAAAAAAAAAUCAUAAUAUGACCCCUUUAAUGCGCCUUAUAAUCCGGUGCGCCUUAUAUAUGGAAAAAGAUUGAACAUAGACAUUCAUCGGCAGUGCGCCUUAUAAUUCUGUGCGCCCUAUGGUCCGUAAAAUAUGGUAACCAUCCUGUUGAGCGCAUAAUGUAGACAGCUGCUUGGCUUGAUACCAAAUAUUUGCAGAGUUCAAACCGCCCACGUAGCGCAAACCAUUGCAAAUGAAAUGACUGAAUUUUGUAACAAAUUGCUACAAUUUGUGUUUUAUCUUUAACAAAUGUGUGUUUUACCUGCUACAUGUCUUGUAUGUGUACUUUUUGCCUUGGUAUUGUUUUUAGUAUUUACUAAGGAUUGUAUUGUUUUAAAUCACAGACAAAGAGUGGCAACCAUAAAUCAUGAAGUAUUUAACAAAAUGUCAAUACAUCUUUUUAGUCUAUUCUAACCUAAUCCUGGAUUAUGGCAGACUAUACGUAAAAUGUAGGAUUGUAAAUUGUUCUUUGAGUGCAACAAGAAAAACCCAGUGUGGUAGUCUUAGCAACUGGUGUAAUUUUGUCUCUGUCCCCGCACCUGCUCUCAUUCAGAGCACACCUGAUCCCAAUUAAGGGUCGCGCUACCAAACCGUCCCGGUGUAGCAUUUGCGUGCCGGAGCGUUGUACCACAAACACAUCGGGCCCCAUUCAGCAACCGUUCUUAAGAACACAUUUUGCUCAUAGGCCCACUUACGAAGUUUUUAAGGAGAUUUUUGUAUUCACCAAUGUUUUCUUAGCUGGGAUUUGUUCGUGGGUAAGAACAAAAUCUACGAGUGCUCCAGAGCACUCUUUGGGUGGCUUAUUUGUUCUUAAGUGUGACAAGUUCCCUUACUUCUAUUGUCUAAUGUUACAUUAAUAUCAUAGAUAGAUAGAUAUGGAUAUAUAUAUAUAUAGAGAGAUAUAUAGAUGGAUAGAGAUACAAAAGUGUUUGGCCACCUGCCUUGACUCACAUAUGAACUUGAAGUGCCAUCCCAUGGAAUUGUCCAAAAUGUUUUGGUAUCCUGGAGCAUUCAAAGUUCCUUUCACUGGAACUAAGGGGCCAAGCCCAACUCCUGAAAAACCAACACCACACCAUAAUUCCUCCUCUACCAAAUUUCACACUCGGCACAAGGCAGUCCGAAAUGUAGCGUUCUCCUGGCAACCUCCAAACCCAGACUCAUCCACCAGAUUGCCAGAUAGAAAAGCGUGAUUCAUCAGUCCAGAGAAGGUGUCUCCACUGCUCUAGAGUCCAGUGGCGACGUGCUUUACACCACUGCAUUGGACUUGGUGAUGUAUGGCUUAGAUGCAGCUGCUCGGCCAUGGAAACCCAUUCCAUGAAGCUCUCUGCGUACUGUACAUGGGCUAAUUGGAAGGUCACAUCAAAUUUGGAGCUCUGUAGCAACUGACUGUGCAGAAAGUCUUUGCACUAUGCGCUUCAGCAUCCGCUGACCACUCUCUGUUAGUUUACGGGGCGGUAUAGCUCGGUUGGUAGAGCGGCCGUGCCAGCAACUUGAGGGUUGCAGGUUUGAUCCCCGCUUCCGCCAUCCUAGUCACUGCCGUUGUGUCCUUGGGCAAGACACUUUACCCACCUGCUCCCAGUGCCACCCACACUGGUUUAAAUGUAACUUAGAUAUUGGGUUUCACAAUGUAAAGCGCUUUGAGUCACUUGAGAAAAAGCGCUAUAUAAAUGUAAUUCACUUCACUUCACUUCACUUCACUUCACUAUGUGGCCUACCACUUGGUGGCUGACUUGCUGUUGUUCCCAAACUCUUCAAUUUUCUUAUAACAAAGUUGACUUUGGAAUAUUUAGGAGCGAGGAAAUUUCACGACUGGAUUUGUUGCACAGGUGGCAUCCUAUCCUGGAAAUCACUGAGAGCGGCCAUUCUUUCACAAAUGUUUGUAGAAACAGUCUCCAUGCCUAAGUGCUUGAUUUUAUACACUGGGCCAAGUGAUUAGGACACCUGAUUCUCAUCAUUUGGAUGGGUGGCCAAAUAUUUUUGGCAAUAUAGUGUAGAUAAGACAGACAGACAUAUAGCAAAAUGAGCAAUAUAUAGACAUUUCAAAAUACCGCACACACGCACGCACACACACACACACACACACACACACACACACACACACACACACACACACACACACACACACAAUGGCAAUGCUUUUGCUGCCAUUGAAAGAUGCCGCAGAUCGUGCCCUGGAGAGGGAGCGCAUAUUUCACCACCAUGUAUACCUAUUUGCCCCAAAUGACGAAUAUUUAUUUGAACGCUGCAGUCCCCCCUUUCUUAAAGUUACGUUUUUACAUUAUGCAUUUCCCCCAUGGGAUAAUACGAAUUUCUCUUCUGUAAUCUGCUUGUGUUUUCUCCUUGUGUUUGGUGUUCGGCUUUUCCGCCGGAAUUGUGCCCUUAUACGGGGAAUUAAGGGCGUUUACCUAUACAAAUUAUGGAAUUAAGGGCGUUUACAUAUGCAUACUGAGGAAAUAAGGGCGUGUUUAUAUGCAAAUUAUGAUAGACACGCACGCGCUAACCAUUUGGCAUUCAGCAACUUAAGAACAGCAGGUGGUAACAAUUUGGGGGUUUAAGAACACGUCAUGAAUUUGAAUUGACUCCUCUUAGGAAAUCACUUAGGAAGAAAGAUAAGAGGAAAAGUUAGGAACUUAUUGCUGAAUGGGACCCAGUGUCCUUGAUAUCACUGGACAGAAUCCUUGUCUUUGCUUCCCAGGUCUGCCCAGUAUUUCCGGGUUUUGCCUAGCGUCCUUAUUUUUGUGUUUUGGUGUAUCCUUUGUAGUAUUCUCAUGGUGUGUUAGUUUUUGCCGCCAUCACUUUUUGUCUGCUGCCUUUUUGUGUUUACCCUCAAGAAUAAAGACUUU
Molecule: messenger RNA, 8226 nt
Organism: Nerophis lumbriciformis (worm pipefish)
Lineage: Eukaryota; Metazoa; Chordata; Actinopteri; Syngnathiformes; Syngnathidae
Gene: fmoda
Product: fibromodulin a
Molecular function (GO): protein binding
Source: RefSeq, a predicted model, not a curated record